AUAAAUUUGCACCAGGACCGUCACCUUCUCUCUUCUUCUCUCUCGUGUUCCUUGUCCCUCUUCCCUCUGUCCCUCUCUCUUUUAGACUUUUCUGCUUUCUCUUGCCUCUGUUGUGAUUGCGGGUUUUGGUCCUCAUUGAAGGCGAUUGUGGAGAGCAACCGACUUUUUUACCUGGGCUGAUCAUCAUCAUCAUCAAGUGCUGCUUCAGUUGCAGUCCUGCAAUGUUUGAUUGACUAACAAAUGCAUUGCAGUUCUGGAGAUGAUCAGUUUCCAGGAAGCUUGCUCUUGAUGGGCUGCACGCACAAUCGUAGCAAGAAGAAGACAUUGAAAAGGUGGUUCUUUAUAGAUAAAAGAGUUGGGUAACAUAAGGACUGUCCAAGAAGGUUGCUUCAACUUUGGGGGAAAAAACAACUUGCCAUCAUUUGCUUCACUUGAUUUACCUGUGGAUUUGUUUGUGAGACUUACCAUCAAUCUGGAUCAGAUGGAUCUUAAAUCAAAGCACAGUGCACCUGUUCUUACUGAUCCUGCUCCAAUAACCAAAACAAGACUCGGGAUGCAUUCCAGUCUGCUGCUUUAUUCUCCAUCACCAACCAUAUUAUGCCGAACUAUUUCCAAGAAAAAGAUAAUACCAAGCAAGCUUGAUGAUGUACGCAGCAAUGGUUGGCUUGAUUCUAUGGCGUCCUCUUCACCUCCACGAAAGUUCUUCCCUAAAGAUUUUAACUUUGAACUAGCAACUAUGGAUGGACCAGAGGCUGCAUAUGGUUCAUGGAUGAUCAAAUAUCCAUCAGCCCUCAAUUCAUUUCAGCAUAUCAUAAACUCUGGAAAACGGAAGCAGAUAGCUUUGUUUCUGGACUAUGAUGGAACACUUUCUCCAAUUGUUGAUGACCCUGACCGUGCUUUUAUGUCUAAUGCUAUGCGGGAUGCUGUAAAAGAAGUAGCAAAGUGCUUCCCUACUGCAAUAAUCAGUGGAAGAUGCCGUGAUAAGGUGUUUGAGUUCGUUGGAUUAUCUGAGCUAUAUUAUGCUGGGAGUCAUGGGAUGGAUAUAAUGGGCCCUGUUAAACAUUGCCCAUCCAUCUACAACCAUUCAAAUUGCGUUAGAACUACUAACAAUGCGGGUAAGGAGGUUAACCUGUUCCAGCCUGCUAGGGAGUUUGUACCUAUGAUUGAGGAGGUUUUCAAGUUAUUGGUGGAGAGUACAAAAGGUAUUAAAGGUGCUAAGGUGGAGAAUAAUAAGUUUUGUGUUUCUGUACACUAUCGGCUUGUGGAUGAGGAGAAAUGGGUAACUGUUGCACAAUGUGUGGCUGAUAUUCUAAGUCAUUAUCCUCGUUUAAGACUAACACAUGGGCGGAAGGUUUUAGAAGUCCGUCCAGUGAUUAAGUGGGACAAGGGGAAAGCAGUCGAGUUUUUGCUAGAUUCGCUUGGUCUAACUAACUUUGACAAUGUACUUCCUAUAUAUAUUGGAGAUGAUCGUACAGACGAAGAUGCUUUUAAGGUUUUGCGUGAGGGUAAUCGAGGUUAUGGCAUUUUAGUGUCCUCGGUGCCUAAAGAUACUAAUGCUUUUUACUCCUUGAGGGAUCCAGCAGAGGUGAUGGAUUUCCUCAAGAAGCUGGUUAGCUGGAAGAACAGCCUGCCUGGAAAUGAAUAACUGAUAAUUGAUGGUCCAGUAUAUACAUGUCGGCAAUAAAUUGUAUACAGAUAUAGUCGGGUCUGGGAUGAUGGAAUCAGUUUAUUAUGUCCAUCCGCCCAACCUGCCUUCCGAGUUUCAUUUUGUUUUUUCCUUUUUUCCUGUCACAUAUGAUUUAUUUAUAGUGUAAUCUCUUCCUCUCAAUGGCCUCUCAAUGGCCCUUUCUUUCA
Messenger RNA from Nymphaea colorata (pocket water lily), 1854 nucleotides. Its product is annotated as probable trehalose-phosphate phosphatase F. The transcript has 13 exons. Bases 482 to 1645 code for a protein of 387 amino acids. Gene Ontology annotation, biological process: trehalose biosynthetic process. Gene Ontology annotation, molecular function: trehalose-phosphatase activity. NCBI's taxonomy places the organism in Eukaryota, Viridiplantae, Streptophyta, Magnoliopsida, Nymphaeales, Nymphaeaceae. The record is from RefSeq and is a predicted model, not a curated record.